Molecule: messenger RNA, 1514 nt
Organism: Lobosporangium transversale
Lineage: Eukaryota; Fungi; Mortierellomycota; Mortierellomycetes; Mortierellales; Mortierellaceae
Product: mitochondrial carrier domain-containing protein
Exons: 3
Coding region: 301-1500 (399 amino acids)
Source: RefSeq, a predicted model, not a curated record
UUUUUUUUUCCUUCUUUUCUCUUUCACUUUACUCAUUCUUCUUUACAUCCUUUGUUUCUCUUUUCAUUCAACUCCCUUUUUCUCAUUCAACAGGGAACACCAUUGCGUCCUAUUUUAGUAUCGUCACAAUAUUCUAUCACACUAUAUCGGCUGCAUCUCUUGAUGAAAUUGACACUCAACUGCACUCUUCCUCACUCUUCAACCACAUCACCAUCUUCCUCAAGUAGGAACUAGGCUUCAAAACUAUAAUAUAUACAUCCCUUUCAUUUCCCCAAUUUACUCUAAAGUCCUUAAUCUACAAUGAACACAUUCACUACAAAAAGCACCCCGCUAUUGGGCGGUUCCAAUGAUAAUGACUCGUCCGCAGGCUCAAGGCCACCCUCAUCCUUGUCGAAACAUGGUGAGCGGAUUGGUGCCAAGAGAGAACUGACUCAGCUCGAGAACUUUGCGAUCUCUGCUUUGGCACCCUCCAUAGCAGUCCUGUUCACCAAUCCAUUCGAUACUGUCAAGGUCCGCCUUCAACUCCAGGGCGAAUUUGUCAGGACAAGGGAACCUGGCAGGAACGGGAAAGAGAUUAUUCGAGUCUCAGAGAAGGUCUACAAAUCCUCAUUGGAUUGCCUUGUCAAGACAUUCAGACAUGAAGGCAUCCGUGGUCUGCAAAAGGGUCUUUUCCCUGCCAUCCUCAAAGAAUCCUCCAAGAACAUCUUCCGCCUUGGUCUUUAUGACCCUAUUUUGAACACGAUGCAUCCCCUCAGUUAUCCUGGUGAGGCCAGCACCGCCCCUGCAUGGAAACGUAUGAUUGCAGGAGCAACCUGUGGAGCUAUGGGUGCCAUUAGUGCCAAUCCUUUUGAACUGAUCAAAACUCGACUUCAAUCGCAUUCAUCCAGUGGACUGGCUGUUGGAAACCAGUAUGCCUACAAAGGCACGUUUUCGGCCCUUCGGACCAUCAUAGGCACAGAUGGUGUGAUGACACUUUAUCGUGGUUCUAUGAUCUCAAUUGCAAGAUCUAUGCUUGGCAGUGCAGCCAAUUUGACAACAUACUCAUUGAUCAAAGACCAUGCCAGGAAUAACUGGGAUGCACAAGAUGGUGUCAUACUUGACAUGAUGAGCUCGCUUGCCAGUGCAUUUGUCAGUGUUGUCGUCAUGAACCCCAUGGAUGUCGUCCGCAUCCGUCUUUAUAACAGAUCAUCGCAAUCAACAUCGCAGAGCACGCUACAGUCCUGCCGCCAUAUUUUGACCACUGAAGGUCCUUUAGCUUUCUACAAGGGAUUCUCAACGCAUUUCAUGCGUAUUGGCCCACACUUCACGCUCACCUUUGUCUUUCUAGGCAUGCUUAAGCGACAAUUGAUUGAAGGAUCCACUGUCUCUUCCAAGACACCAAUGAAAUCAUCCAACAUUCUCCACCCGAAGGAUGAGAGCCCUGCGGUCUCUUCGUCCUCACCGUCGUCCUCGACGCCAUCCCUCACCGCUGGUGUAAUCGCAAGACAAGAGCAAAUUUAGAGACUCUUUUUGAC